UUUCCUGCUGGUAGUCAACAACGAAGCAAAUGGAUUCACGCGAUAAAAAGGGAAAAUUUUGUUCCAUCAGUGGUUCACUCAGUGGUUUGUGAAUUGCAUUUCCAAUCGUGGGGGAUUGAGAAGAAAUCAGUCUUCUAUUGUGAUGAUGGACAAAAAAUCACUCUUCCACUAAAACAUCAACGACUGUCUCCUGGAGCGGUGCCUUCAGUGUUACCCAAUUGCCCAAAUUAUUUGAGCCGCCCAAGCACUUCAUACAGAGAAAGUCCGGAAGAAAAGAAAUUACGUUUAGAAAACGAGUACCUUCUUGCUGCUAUUGACGAAAGUGCAAAAGAAAAUAUUGCAAGAAUAAAUGAAAUAUCAUUUAGCACUUUCGAUGAACUAAAAAGCAAACUGAACUUGCUUAUUUUGGAUGAAUAUUGGUCUAUUAUCAAGAAGGAAGACCGAGUUCUUUUUGUACACAUCGAUUACAAUUCUGCUCCUAAAAUAGUUAAUUCAGUUGUGGUCGAUAAAGAAUUGAAACUUGGUGUGCAUAAUUGUGGCAAAAUAGUGUUUAAACUUGGAGGCAUGGCAAUAAUAAAUGUGUUAGUAAUGUAA
Gryllus bimaculatus (two-spotted cricket) is the source of this 594-nucleotide messenger RNA. The record is from the annotation of a GenBank genome assembly. Lineage: Eukaryota; Metazoa; Arthropoda; Insecta; Orthoptera; Gryllidae.